Molecule: messenger RNA, 975 nt
Organism: Papaver somniferum (opium poppy)
Lineage: Eukaryota; Viridiplantae; Streptophyta; Magnoliopsida; Ranunculales; Papaveraceae
Exons: 1
Coding region: 1-975 (324 amino acids)
Molecular function (GO): nucleic acid binding; RNA-DNA hybrid ribonuclease activity
Source: RefSeq, a predicted model, not a curated record
AUGAGAAUUCCAGUGUCUGGAUGUGACACUCUCAUUUGGCCUUUUAAUAAGAAUGGCAUUUUAAUAGUUAAAUAUGUGUAUAAGCUAUUAGCUAAUGAAUUGCCACAUAAUUCUACACCUAAUCCAUAUUUAGAAUUACAUAAGGCUCUCUGGAAGACUCCUCUUUUGCCAAAAACUCAACUCUUCUUAUGGAAAUGUGUUGAAAACAUUCUUCCCACAGGUAGUAAGCUUUCUAGUUAUAACAGCAACCAUGAAAACAGGUGCAAAUCCUGCAACUCUGGAGCUAUCGAAACUCCAGAGCACAUGAUUCUUCAUUGUAAUUUUGCUAAGAAUGUCUGGUCUAACCUCCCUGCUGUCAGUCAUGUUAUUGCUCAAGACUUGAAUAGUGAUAUUAGCAUUAAGGACUGGAUUUCUAAAUGGCUCUUCGCUAAGAAUCUGUUAGAUAAAUCUCAUAUUGUGUUCACUACAGCUUGGUGCAUUUGGAAAGACAUGUGUUCUAAAGUUUUUGACAACAAGAUUUUGAAUCCUCGGCUCACUGCCAACACUGCUCAUAGUUUGGCAGAUGAGACUGAUAGCUCUCUGGUCACUGCUGUUAUUUCUAAUCCUAAAACUGUUGCUGUUAAUGAGGAUAAUUUUCUUAAUAAUACUCCUCAGAAUAGUUUACUUGUCUUCUGUGAUGCUUCUUUUGACAAGGAUACUAACAACUCUGGUGUUGCCAUUGUGGCAAUGAAUCAUGCAGGUUCUUUCAAGGGCUGUAAACUAGUGUCUGGUGCUGCGGCUAGUCCUGAGGGUUCUGAAAGCUUGGCCAUUCUGGAGGCAGCUAAAUGGAUCCUCUCCAAAAACCACCAAAACAUUUUCUUAAUUAGUGAUGUCAAGAAUGUUAUGGCUUAUAUGAAUAAUAUCAAAGGACAGACUAGCUGGUCCUCUUGCUCUGUUUUAGAUGAUUGUCUAUUUAAAAGAUAUUCACUCCAUUAG